Messenger RNA from Sphaeramia orbicularis (orbiculate cardinalfish), 2630 nucleotides. It is a transcript of the gene tgoln2, whose product is annotated as trans-golgi network protein 2. Bases 145 to 1509 code for a protein of 454 amino acids. The record is from RefSeq and is a predicted model, not a curated record. The transcript has 4 exons. NCBI's taxonomy places the organism in Eukaryota, Metazoa, Chordata, Actinopteri, Kurtiformes, Apogonidae.
AGAACGUGGCCCGUACGCGGAAGCAGGAACAGGACUUGUCAAACAAACCCUCCCAUCAUCUGUUACUACAGAUUUAGCGGUGUUAACAGAAAGGAGGGACCCGGUCUGAAGAUUAGUUUUUUUCUUUAUACAAGUGUUGGCGCCAUGAGGACGGCGUUUCUUCUGCUCACUUUACUUCUGUCCUGCUGCUCGGUCAGAGGAGCACCAGUCCUUGACAAUCAGAAUGUUCAAGCACCAGGAUCUGGUACAGGUGACGAAAUGAAGAAGGCGCAUGGAAAUGUUGCUAAUAACAAUCCGUCUGAAGAGGGCAGUGAAGUGACAAAUACAAAACCUAGUAAAUCCGUAACAGAUAAAGGGGUACCUGAUAACAAUUCUGGAGCAGAUAAUGGAAAUGCAGAUGGCACACCAGCUAAGUCUGCAGUAAAAACAAGCAGUGAAGACAAAGGUGACCAGCAGAAAUCAGCCAUGACAAAAGCCCAUGGUGAUGCUGGUAAUAAUGGCCCAGGUCCUGUGGAGAAUGUAAAAGAACGGGAGGAUAAUGACUCACAUGAAGAUGGGGAGAAUAAGAACACAAAUGAAGAUGGGAAGAAUAAGGACACAAAUGAUGAUGAGAAGAAUAAGGACACAAAUGAUGAUGAGAAGAAUAAGGACACUAAUGACGGUGAGAAGAAUAAGGACACUAAUGACGGUGAGAAGAAUAAGGAUACAAACGAUGAUGAGAAGAAUAAGGGCACUAAUGAAGGUGAGAAGAAUAAGGGCACUAAUGAAGAUGAGAAGAAUAAGGACACAAAUGAAGAUGAGAAGAAUAAGGGCACUAAUGAAGGUGAGAAGAAUAAGGGCACGAAUGAAAAUGAGAUGAAUAAGGGCACCAAUGAAAAUGAGAAGAAUAAGGGCACCAAUGAAAAUGAGAUGAAUAAGGGCACCAAUGAAAAUGAGAAGAAUAAGGCCACCAAUGAAAAUGAGAAGAAUAAGGCCACCAAUGAAAAUGAGAAGAAUAAGGGCACCAAUGAAGAUGAGAAGAAUAAGGGCACCAAUGAAGAUGAGAAGAAUAAGGCCACCAAUGAAAAUGAGAAGAAUAAGGCCACCAAUGAAAAUGAGAAGAAUAAGGCCACCAAUGAAAAUGAGAAGAAUAAGGGCACCAAUGAAGAUGAGAAGAAUAAGGCUACCAAUGGAGAUGAGAAGAAUAAGGCCAACAAGGAAAAUGAGAAGAAUAAGGGCACCAAUGAAGAUGAGAAGAAUAAGGGCACCAGUGAAGAUGAGAAGAAUAAGGGCGCCAAUGAAGAUGGGAAGCCUGGAGGGAACACUCAACACCAACCUGCUGCAGACAGUGAAGCGGAAAAUAGCCAUUUUUUCUCCUACCUUGUUUUCUUAGUGGUUUUUGUUGCAGUGCUUUACAUUGCCUAUCACAACAAGCGCAAGAUAAUUGCCUUCGUCUUGGAAGGAAAGAGAUCAAGAACUACACGUCGACCUAAAUCCACGGACUAUCAAAAGUUGGAACAGCAUAUGUGAUCUCUUCACUCCCAUGAACCUGUUGCCUUGAGCAGCUGAAUACACUGUGGAUAUAGUUGGAGGAAGAGUGGAUUUUGGCUUUUUUUUGUGUAUAUGUGUUAAAUGGACAUUAUUCUAUUUUGUAAAUCUAGAUGCUUAUUGCAUGACUAUGCAGAUGACACUUUUGCCUUAGUGAGGGAAUUAUGUGAAAUGCAGUGAAGGUAAAAUGAACAUGCUGGUUUUGCACUUGUGCUAUUCCACUUUUAGGCAAUCUUUGACCUGAUUUAAAGGUCCCUUCUCAGGAUAUUUCAGUAGUAGUGGGAAAUUAGCAGUUUGGAACCCAGCCUUCUAUGUAGAGAACAUUAGUUAUUGCACUGUGUUCCAAAACAAGCCAUCUGAAUCUUUGUAAAAUAUUGGGUGUGUACAUUUAUUGAGGAUGUCCUAAAUGUCUAUCAGAUUAAAUAUUUUAAAUAUGUCCAGAUCCAGUUUAGAUGUGCAAAAGUGUGGGCAUGUCUGUGUGUGUUCGCAGCCAUAGUGUUGGCCAGAUGAAUGUAAGAAUAACCUUUAUUUUCCUAAUGCCAUGCAGACACAGUGCUCAUCCACUUUAAUUGCUAAAGGCUUUUAACACGCUGAAGUGGAAAAGCACCACUAAACCACUGAAAGAUUUCUUUCACUGCUGUUCUAGGUGGUGUGCAACACCAACAUCAUUUCACUUUUUCAGCCAGUUGUUCAAACUUAAGCUGUGUUGUAAUAGGACAUUGAAGUUGCACUUUGGAAGAAAAUGAAAGGAUGUGUGACAGGUUUACCUAGAUUAAAACAAAGUAAUUCUUCUGGAUUGUGUGUGUUUAUAUUAAGAUGAGAGACCUGUGCCAAACUAUCAAUGUUUUACUGUGAUUCUAUGUGUAACUCUUGUUUUGUGCCUCCAUUUAAAAAAAAAAAAAAAAAAAAAAAAAAACAUGACAUGUUAAUGUGCUGUGUUCAUAAUAUGGGGUUUGGAGAGCCCUUUCUGCAUGUACACAAAUAAAUAGGCUGUUUUUAGAGGAGAUAAACUUCUAUUUUUAUUGUUUAAAACCUGUUUUAAUGUGAUGUUUAAAAUAACCACAGUCAUGCUUUGUGGCAGUCUGUCUACAUUUGAUGCAAAA